UGUAUUGAGUGAUCAUUGUAGUGCAUAACCAAAAAGGUAAAGGUGAUUUCAUUCACGUCGCAGUGUUGUUGGAAUAAAAUAAUGGAGGGGUAGAUAACGAAGAAAAAUGGCAGUAGUAGUGAAACAUAUGAAAUAGACAAACAAACAAAGAAUGUUGACACAAAUAGCGGAUAAACUCCACUUCCAGUCCAUUGUUUUCCCUCAUUGCACACGACUAGACCGUCUUCAAGCAACGCACAUAACGUAAUCAAUCAUGUUGUCACCACACCCCCAAGGCCUACCACCUGCCUCCUUACGGCUGUUAGCUAUGCUCUUUGCCACACUCUUCGCCUGCAGCAGCAUUUUGUGUGUAGAAGCGCAGCUAGCUGGAAAAAUCAUACAAGAUCCCUGUGUGAACAAGGCAUCCUGCCAUGAAUGUAUACAAACACAGAAUUGCGCUUGGUGCAUGCAACCUGAGCUGGGAGAUUCACCACGUUGCUUCAGAAAUAGUAUACUAAAUUAUUGCAAGGAGGAAUAUACCUGGAAUCCUCAAACAGAGCAACGAAUGGUGAUUAACCGCGAAUUAACGCGUGGCGGUAAUGCAAGCGCUGCCGGUGGUUAUGGUUAUGGCUAUGGUGGUUCUUAUGAGUCCGGUUAUAGUAGUAGCUCAUCGUCCAGUUCGUCGUAUGCAGGUGCUUAUGGUAGUGCAGCUGCCGCUGCCGCCUCCGGUGCCGCGGGUGCUAGCGGCGAAAUUGUGCAAAUUAGUCCGCAGCGUGUUAGUCUCAAGUUACGCAUUAAUCAAAUGCACUCCUUGAACAUGCGUUACUCACAAGCUGUCGAUUACCCUGUUGACUUGUACUAUUUGAUGGACUUGUCCAAAUCUAUGGAAGACGAUAAGGAUAAGCUGUCUGCAUUGGGCGAUAAACUAUCGGAGACUAUGCGUAAUAUUACAUCGAACUUCCGUUUAGGCUUCGGUUCAUUUGUCGAUAAGGUGCUGAUGCCAUACGUUUCAACUAUACCCAAAAAACUUGAAAGACCCUGCGAUGGCUGUGAGGCACCAUACGGUUACCGCAACCAUAUGCCUCUGAGUACAAAUACCUCAACGUUCACUUCCGAAGUGAGUGACGCUGCUGUGUCUGGCAACUUGGAUGCUCCCGAAGGUGGCUUUGAUGCCAUAAUGCAAGCGAUGGUUUGUCGUCAGCAGAUCGGCUGGCGUGAGAAAGCGCGUCGCCUACUUGUCUUCUCAACAGAUGCUGGCUUCCAUUAUGCUGGUGAUGGCAAGCUUGGCGGUGUGAUUACCCCCAACGAUGGUGAAUGUCACUUAAGCUCCGAUGGUCUUUACACUCACUCGGUUAUACAAGAUUAUCCCAGCAUUUCACAAAUCAAUCACAAGGUGAAACAAAAUUCGAUUAACGUUAUCUUCGCUGUCACCGCCAAUCAGCACUCCGUGUAUGAAAAGCUUUCGCAACACAUUGAGGGUUCUUCUAGCGCGGUGCUGUCAGAGGAUUCAUCGAACGUGGUCGAUCUGGUACGCUCUGAGUACAGCAAAAUCUCCUCAUCCAUUGAAAUGAAGGACAACGCCACUAGUCACGUGAAGGUGACCUAUCAUUCGGCGUGUCUAAAUAGUGGCUCCGAGAUACCUACCGCCAAAUGCGAUGGUCUCAAAGUUGGCGACGUUGUUAACUUCACGGCACAAAUCUUGGUCACUUCUUGCCCAACAGAUCCACGCGAAUGGAAUCAAGUCAUUCAAAUCUAUCCAGUUGGUAUUAAUGAAAGCUUGAUAAUCGAUUUGCAAAUGCUCUGCUCGUGUCCAUGCGAACGUCCCGGCGCCAUAGGCUAUGAGGCGCAUUCAUCCAAAUGUAACAAUCAUGGUACGUUAAUGUGUGGCAUCUGCGAGUGUGAUGACAUGCAUUUCGGUCACAAUUGCGAGUGUUCUACGAGCGAUGUGCACACAGGUAAAGAUAAUGAUUUGGGCUGUCGUCCGGAUAAUACGACACAAGUGGACUGUACCAAUCGCGGCACUUGUUUGUGCGGUGUAUGCGAGUGUGAGAAACGUCAAAAUCCAGAGGAAAUUAUUUCGGGCAAGUUCUGUGAGUGUGAUAACUUUUCUUGCGAACGUCAUAAGAACUUGCUUUGCUCUGGACCCGAUCAUGGCACUUGCGAAUGCAAUCACUGUGUAUGCAAGCCAGGCUGGACGGGUUCUGCGUGUGAUUGCCGCGCCUCGAAUGAUACCUGCAUUCCGCCAAAUGGUGGUGAAAUCUGCUCCGGACAUGGCGAAUGCGAAUGCGGUGUGUGCAAAUGUAAAUCUACCGACGAGGGCCGAUAUUCUGGCAAAUACUGCGAGAAAUGUCCCACUUGUGCAGGACGCUGCCACGAGCUGAAGGAUUGUGUGCAAUGUCAGAUGUACAAGACUGGCCCACUGAAAGACGAGAACGACUGUGCCGUUAAUUGCACUGAUACUUUUGUGCCCAUAGGCGAGGAGAAAAUCGUAAUUGAUGAAGAGAAAGAUGAACAGCUUUGUAUAUUCUAUGAUGAAGAUGACUGCAAAUUUACAUUUAAAUAUAGUGAAGUGAACGACAAAAUCGAAGUGCACGCACAGCAAGAGCGCGAAUGCCCGCCCAAGGUGUUCAUGUUGGGCAUUGUAUUGGGCGUCAUAGCCGCUAUCGUCUUGGUGGGUCUGGCCAUAUUGCUUUUGUGGAAAUUACUAACAACCAUACACGAUCGCCGUGAGUUUGCACGCUUCGAGAAGGAGCGCAUGAACGCCAAGUGGGAUACGGGUGAGAAUCCAAUCUACAAACAAGCCACCUCGACUUUCAAGAAUCCAAUGUACGCUGGCAAGUAAAGUACUUUAAUGGCUUUUGCAGCAGAGCCGGGGAAGGAGCUGUAAACUAAUUAAUACAUAUUUGCUCGGGCAAUGUUGCAUUGUUUGAGUUACGAAUUUCUCUCUAAUUGCCAUACGUUAAGGAGUUUAUGUCAAACGGAGCGUGCAUCUAAGUGAAAAGUAAAGAAAAAUAUUUAUUACAGAAAGGAACGCAUAUGUAUAUCUUAAGCUCUUUUUGUUUAGUAUUUAUGCGCACCUAAAUGUGUGUAUUUAAGUGCACGUAAAUGUUGUGUGCUUUAGCAUGUGUAGUGAAGGUAUUUUCUAAACAGUAUACUGCCAUUAAUAUAUACAUAUUCACAAAUUUAAAUGAAAGAGACUUAACAACAAAUAAUGAAUGUGCCUUGGAAAUAGACAUACUUAUGCACCUACAGUGAAAUUUUUUGAAAAAAGAAACAAGUUUUAUACUCUACAAUUUACCUAUUCCGAUGGCAUAUAUCAAAUACAGUAAGCAAAACACAUGCAAACAAAUUAUAAACUUUGAAAGCCACAUAUGCAAGCAUUGCCUGUUUGCAACAAAAAGAAUUCGCACACAUAAACGAAAAUCCAUGAAAUUGUUAACGAAACACAAAACGAGUUAAUGUUUCAUAAUACAUUUUGUAACGAUGAUAUUGCCUAAAAUUAUUACUACGAGCGUGCCUACUAAACAUGUUUUUACUUAAAGUGAAAAGAUUUACAAAUUUCUAAAGUAAUUUUAUACAUACAUGUAAUUUAUUAUCAGAAAAGUCCAUAGAAAAAAUCAAGAAGAAUUCUUCAUCAUACCGACAAUUCAGAACAAAUGAGAAAACGAAUGUACUUUCAAAAAAAAUAAAUAGUCGUUUGCUGACUUAUUUUUUCUAAAAAGAUUAAUAUUAACUUAGUUCAUAAGUAUAUUAUAUAUGUAUGUACGUUGAAUUACAUACCGCUACAGGUGAGUCGGUAGCUGCCCCAAUUACGCCAAAUUGACACUUCGUAAAAUAAAAAAAAAACAUAUGAACCAAAAUUGCAAUAAGUCCAAAUGAGUAGAGAAUUUUUUACAAAACUUUACUAAAUCGUUUAAAAUGCAUAAAUGUUUCGCUACCAUUGAAAAUUUCGCUCCUUAGUUCAAGAGGUAACGGACUCUUUUUUUGUUAAUUUUGCGAAGCCUCGCAACUAGGAAAAUUAUAAUAGUCAAGACCCUUGAAAAUUCAUUUUGUAAUUUUGCUUAUAUUUAACUUUAAGCUGAUGAACAGUUUUAAUGUAUUAUUUUCUUUUUAUUGUUUUGACGACAUAAUUAUGUAUUUAUAUUCAACUUUUACUAUUAAUUUUGUACUGAUCAAUACAAGUAAUAUUAACCACAAGCGGUAACAAGCUUAAUAAGUAAAAUCGUAGUUGAUACACUUUUUUGCUAUUUAAUAUGUACGUAUUAGAAAAAUGUAAGAUCGACAGUUUCUUGUUUAGUGUGUUUUUAUUUUGAUAUUAAUAAAUUCUAAUUAAGUUAAAAA
Messenger RNA from Rhagoletis zephyria (snowberry fruit fly), 4320 nucleotides. Its product is annotated as integrin beta-PS-like. Gene Ontology annotation, molecular function: integrin binding. The record is from RefSeq and is a predicted model, not a curated record. NCBI's taxonomy places the organism in Eukaryota, Metazoa, Arthropoda, Insecta, Diptera, Tephritidae. Gene Ontology annotation, biological process: cell-matrix adhesion; integrin-mediated signaling pathway; cell-cell adhesion. Gene Ontology annotation, cellular component: integrin complex; cell surface; focal adhesion.